Messenger RNA from Rhinolophus ferrumequinum (greater horseshoe bat), 18662 nucleotides. It is a transcript of the gene AHNAK2, whose product is annotated as AHNAK nucleoprotein 2. Gene Ontology annotation, biological process: regulation of RNA splicing. Gene Ontology annotation, cellular component: cytoplasm; costamere; nucleus. The coding region runs from base 46 to 17934 and encodes 5962 amino acids. Gene Ontology annotation, molecular function: protein binding. The record is from RefSeq and is a predicted model, not a curated record. NCBI's taxonomy places the organism in Eukaryota, Metazoa, Chordata, Mammalia, Chiroptera, Rhinolophidae. The transcript is spliced from 11 exons.
UGGACGCGACGGGCCGCCGCCGGCCCGCACCGCCCCGCCGCCGCGAUGUGCGACUGCUUCCACAUGGUUCUGCCCACCUGGCCUGGAACCCCCGGCAGCGUGUCUGGCCGGCAGCUGCAGCCUGAAGACCCAGACGCAGAAACCGAGGAGGACCAUUCUGUGACCGAAGGGCCCGUGGAUGAGAUCAUUCGGCCACGGCCGCAGGGGUCUUCACCUGUCUACGAAUGUGUGACUGAGGGUCCCGGCUUUGAACUCCUGGAAGACACGUCAGACAGGCAAGGCUCUUCAGGGAGACGGAGAUCCUGGUGGAAGCGGGGUUCAGGGGACUCACGGACAUUUUCCAGGAUGAGUCAUCCAGAGGAGGCGACAGAUGUGACGCUGAAGACCGAGGUGGAGGCUGGAGCAAGUGGUUACAGUGUCACGGGUGGUGGGGACCAGGGCAUCUUUGUGAAGCACGUUUUGAAGGACUCUUCAGCUGCCAAGCUCUUCAGCCUGAGAGAAGGAGAUCAGCUGCUGAGUGCAACCAUAUUCUUCGACGACAUUAAAUAUGAAGAUGCUCUGAAAAUCCUUCAGUACUCAGAGCCGUACAAGGUUCAGUUCAAAGUCAGACGGAAAGUUCCCACCAGAGUAGAUGUGGACAGGGAUGCGCGUGGAGCUCAGCAGGCCCCAAAGCCGACUGAGAAGCAGGGAAAGGACAUCACUGAUGGGGGCACAGCCACACCCACGAAGACGAUGGAAAGCAAUGGGGACCAGGAGAGACUCAUCGCCAAGGCCAGGGAUGGCAGAGGGAGGAGGCCCCAAAAGGACAGGCUCUCCUGGCCCAAAUUUCAAGCCAUAAAGAGCAAGGGUGGGCGAGGGCCCCGGAGGUCACACAGUUCCUCGGAGGCUUACGAGCGGGGGAAGGUGCCUGCUGUGGGCCCCACAAGCUCAGACACUGAGGCCGAGUUUCCACCAGACGAGCAGGAACAGGAGGCAGGGACAGGCAGCCAGCGCAGGAGCAGGUUCCUGAACCUGAAGUUCAAAGUGGGCUCAGGGAAGGGCCCAUCGCUGGCAGGGCAGCCAGGCACAGGGUCCCAAAGUGAGGCCGUCCAUUCCAGAGUGCUGGAGGAAGCGGGGUCCUGGGAUGCCACCCAAGAAGCUACCUGGGCUGCCACACAUGGCACAAAGGACGACAGGACAGCAGAGGCGCAACAGGGGACACCUGCUCUGAGUGUACAGUGGCCCACAGAGCCUGCCCUCUCCUACGAAGCAGACUUGGGGGGUGGGUCCGACAUGGCAGCCAGACCCCAGAGGAAGACAACGGAGAGGCAAGUCCAGGAGGAGACAGUGACCCAAGGGAAACCCAGGGCAGGCCGAGUCCCCAAACAGGGCAGAGGAUGCACUAAGGUGGGAAUAAAAGUGCUGGACAUGGAAACCGCCACAUUGCCUCUGCAAGACAGGACAGGUGAAGGCCACACACAGGGCCACCAAGCAGACGUCCAGAUCCAAAUACUCAAUUUGAAAACACCCAAGUUUGGAUUUUCCAAACAAAAAGUGCUGGGGACAGAAGGAAGCAUGGCAGUGCUAGAGCAGGGCCCGAGGCAGGGGAGGUCAGCCACCAAGAUCGUGACAAAGGGUGACAAGAGCCCAGACACAAACAAGGACCGAGACCUUGCAGUUCGUCGGCCCAAACGGGAUAAAGGGAGAGCAGAGAGAUCUCUGGCAACAAUGAAAGGAGGAGACACAAUAGGUUGGGACCAGAACGUGGAAGGAAAGGAAGAAAAGAUGAAAAUACUAAAGUUCAAAUUGCCGUCACUUGGAUGGUCCCAAGGAAAGGAUGCAAAGUCAGUCACAGAAACACAGAAAAGAGAAAUAGAAAGGGAAAAUCAGAGACACACAUUUCUCAAGGAAGUAAAUUUGGAGUUGGAUUUAGAGAGUAGUGAUGAAGAUGAAGGAAAAGAACAGAGAGUACCAUCAAAAAUAAAAGAAGAACAGGAGACCGAAAAAGGGAAAGAAAGUGAAAUCUCCCCGGGAGACAAGGAGAUGGCCUCACGCGACAGCAAGUUCAAAAUGCCCAAGUUCAAGAUGCCCUCCUUCGGCGGAUCGGCACCAAGCAAGGAUUUGGGAACAUCCGUGGACGUGCCUGUGCCCAAGAUCACAGGGGAGGCGACACUGCCCUGCCUGAGUGGCGAGAUACAAGCCCCAGAGGGCAGCGUGCAACACCCAUCUGCUGAAAUUGAGCUCCCUGAGGCCGAGGGCGAGGUGAGGCUGGGCAAGCUGAAGGGCAAGGCAGAAGGGGCCAGGUUCAAGGGCCACAUGCCCACGGUUCAGAUGCCCAGCCUCAAGAUGCCCAAGGUGGACAUCAAGGGCCCCCAGGUGGACAUCACGACGCCCAAACUGGACCUGAAGGGUGCCAAAGGCGAGGUGGCAGCCCCCGACAUGGGGGUGUCGCUGCCCAGCGUGGAGGUGGACAUCCAGGCACCGGGCGCCAAGCUGGAGGGCGACAUGCUGGAGGGCGACAUGGCCCUGGGAGACAAGGAGAUGGCCGCCAGAGAAAGCAAGUUCAAAAUGCCCAAGUUCAAGAUGCCCUCCUUCGGCGGAUCGGCACCAAGCAAGGAUUUGGGAAAAUUCGUGGACGUGCCCGUGCCCAAGAUCACAGGGGAGGCGACCCUGCCCUGCCUGAGUGUCGAGAUGCAAGCCCCAGAGGGCAGCGUGCAACUGCCAUCAGCUGAAAUCGAGCUCCCCAGGGCUGAGGUGGAGGUGGCACUCCCCGAGGGCGAGGUGAGGCUGGGCGAGCUGAAGGGCAAGGCAGAAGGGGCCAGGUUCAAGGGCCACAUGCCCACGGUGCAGAUGCCCAGCCUCAAGAUGCCUAAGGUGGACAUCAAGGGCCCCCAGGUGGACAUCACGAGACCCAAACUACACCUGAAGGGCACCAAAGGCGAGGUGGCAACCCCCGACGUGGGGGUGUCGCUGCCCAGCAUAGGACUGGACAUCCAAGCGGCAGGCGCCAGGCUGGAGGGCGACAUGGCCCUGGAAGACAAUGAGAUGGCCGCCAAGGACAGCAAGUUCAAAAUGCCCAAGUUCAAGAUGCCCUCCUUCGGCAUGGCGGUGCCCAGCAAGUCCUCCGACGCGUCGGUGGAGGUGUCCGGGCAACAGGUGCAGGCGGACGUGCGCCUGCCCUCCAUCCAGACCGACGUCAAGACCUGUGACCUGAGCAUAGACCUGCCAUCUGCAGACGUGGACGUCAAGACCGGCGAGCUGGAACUGAAGCUCCCGGAAGUCCAUGUGCCUGAGGCAGAGCUCCAGGAACGCGACGCCAGAACCGGACUCAAAAGGCACCUGCCCACGGUGCACAUGCCCAGCAUGGAGAUGCCCAAACUAGACUUCAAGGGCCCCCAGGUGGACAUCACGGGGCCCAAACUGGACCUGAAGGGUGCCAAAGGUGAGGUGGCAGCCCCCGACGUGGGGGUGUCGCUGCCCAGCGUGGAGGUGGACAUCCAGGCACCGGGCACCAAGCUGGAGGUUGACAUGGCCCUGGGAGACAAGGAGUUGACCGCCAGAGACAGCAAGUUCAAAAUGCCCAAGUUCAAGAUGCCCUCCUUCGGCGGAUCGGCACCAAGCAAGGAUUUGGGAACAUCCGUGGACGUGCCCGUGCCCAAGAGCAGAGGGGAGGUGACCCUGCCCUGCCUGAGUGGCGAGAUGCAAGCCCCAGAGGGCAGCGUGCAACUGCCAUCAACUGAAAUCGAGCUCCCCAGGGCUGAGGUGGAGGUGGCCCUCCCCGAGGGCGAGGUGAAGCUGGGAGAGCUGAAGGGCAAGGCAGAAGGGGCCAGGUUCAAGGGCCACAUGCCCACGGUGCCGAUGCCCAGCCUCAAGAUGCCCAAGGUGGACAUCAAGGGCCCCCAGGUAGACAUCACGGGACCCAAACUACACCUGAAGGGCGCCAAAGGCGAGGUGGCCAUCCCCGACAUGGGGGUGUCGCUGCCCAGCAUAGGACUGGACAUCCAGGAGGCAGGCGCCAGGCUGGAGGGCGACAUGGCCCUGGAAGACAAGGAGAUGGCCGCCAGGGACAGCAAGUUCAAAAUGCCCAAGUUCAAGAUGCCCUCCUUCGGCAUGGCGGUGUCCAGCAAGUCCUCCGACGCCUCGGUGGAGGUGUCCGGGCCACAGGUGCAGGCUGACGUGUGCCUGCCCUCCAUCCAGACCGACGUCGAGACCUGUGACCUGAGCAUAAACCUGCCAUCUGCCGACGUGGACGUCAAGACCAGCGAGUUGGGCGUAAAGCUCCCGGAAGUCCAAGUGCCCGAGGCAGAGCUCCAGGAACGCGACGCCAGAACUGGACUCAAAGGCCACAUGCCCACGGUGCAGAUGCCCAGCAUCAAGAUGCCCAAAGUAGACUUCAAGGGCCCCCAGGUGGACAUCACGGGACCCAAACUGGACCUGAAGGGUGCCAAAGGCGAGGUGACUGCCACCGGCAUGGGGGUGUCACUGCCCAGCAUGGAGGUGGAUAUUCAGGCACCGGACGCCAAGCUGGAGGGCGACGUGGCCCUGGAAGACAAGCAGAUGGCCGCCAGGGACAGCAAGUUCAAAAUGCCCAAGUUCAAGAUGCCCUCCUUCGGCAUGGCGGUGCCCAGCAAGUCCUCCGACGCCUCGGUGGAGGUGUCCGGGCAACAGGUGCAGGCGGACGUGCGCCUGCCCUCUAUCCAGAUUGACAUCAAGACCUGUGACCUGAGCAUAAACCUGCCAUCUGCCGACGUGGACGUCAAGACCAGCGAGUUGGGCGUAAAGCUCCCGGAAGUCCAAGUGCCCGAGGCAGAGCUCCAGGAACGCGACGCCAGAACCGGACUCAAAGGGCACAUGCCUAUGGUGCACAUGCCCAGCAUGGAGAUUCCCAAAGUAGACUUCAAGGGCCCCCAAGUGGACAUCACGGGGCCCAAACUGGACCUGAAGGGUGCCAAAGGUGAGGUGGCAGCCCCCGACGUGGUGGUGUCGCUGCCCAGCGUGGAGGUGGACAUCCAGGCGCCGGGCACCAAGCUGGAGGUCGACAUGGCCCUGGGAGACAAGGAGGUGACCGCCAGAGACAGCAAGUUCAAAAUGCCCAAGUUCAAGAUGCCCAAAGGAGACUUCAAGGGCCCCCAAGUGGACAUCACAGGGCCCAAACUGGACGUGAAGGGUGCCAAAGGCGAGGUGGCAGCCCCUGACAUGGGGUUGUCACUGCCCAGCGUGGAGGUGGACAUCCAGGCACCAGGUGCCAGGCUGGAGGGCGACAUGGCCCUGGAAGACAAGGAGAUGGCCGCCAAGGACAGCAAGUUCAAAAUGCCCAAGUUCAGGAUGCCCUCCUUCGGCGGAUCGGCACCAAGCAAGGAUUUGGGAACAUCCGUGGACGUGCCUGUGCCCAAGAUCACAGGGGAGGCGACCCUGCCCUGCCUGAGUGGCGAGAUGCAAGCCCCAGAGGACAGCGUGCAACUGCCAUCAGCUGAAAUCGAGCUCCCCGGGGCUGAGGGCGAGGUGAGGCUGGGCGAGCUGAAGAGCAAGGCAGAAGGGGCCAGGUUCAAGGGCCACAUGCCCACGGUGCAGAUGCCCAGCCUCAAGAUGCCUAAGGUGGACAUCAAGGGCCCCCAGGUGGACAUCACGGGACCCAAACUGGACCUGAAGGGUGCCAAAGGCGAGUUGGCAACCCCCGACGUGGGAGUUUUGCUGCCCAGCGUGGAGGAGGACAUCCAGGCGCCAGGCGCCAGGCUGGAGAGCGACAUGGCCCUAGAAGACAAGGAGUUGGCCGCCAGGGAAAGCAAGUUCAAAAUGCCCAAGUUCAAGAUGCCCUCCUUCGGCAUGGCGGUGCCCAGCAAGUCCAUCGAUGCCUCGGUGGAGGUGUCCGGGCCACAGGUGCAGGCUGACGUGUGCCUGCCCUCCAUCCAGACCGACGUCAAGACCUGUGACCUGAGCAUUGACCUGCCAUCUGCCGACUUGGACGUGAAGACCGGCGAGCUGGGCGUAAAGCUCCCGGAGGGCCAUGCGCCCGAUGCAGAGCUCCAGGAACGCGACGCCAGAACUGGACUCAAAGGCCACAUGCCCAAAGUGCAGAUGCCCAGCAUCAAGAUGCCCAAAGGAGACUUCAAGGGCCCCCAGGUGGACAUCACGGGUCCCAAACUGGACCUGAAGGGUGCCAAAUGCGAGGUGACUGCCCCCGACAUGGGGGUGUUGCUGCCCAGCGUGGAGGUAGACAUCCAGGCACCAGGCGCCAGGCUAGAGGGUGCCAAGCUGGAGGGCGACAUGGCCCUGGAAGACAAGGAGAUGGCCGCCAGGGACAGCAAGUUCAAAAUGCCCAAGUUCAAGAUGCCCUCCUUCGGCGGAUCGGCACCAAGCAAGGAUUUGGGAACAUCCGUGGACGUGCCUGUGCCCAAGAUCACAGGGGAGGCGACCCUGCCCUGCCUGAGUGGCGAGAUGCAAGCCCCAGAGGGCAGCGUGCAACUGCCAUCAGCUGAAAUCGAGCUCCCCGGGGCUGAGGGCGAGGUGAGGCUGGGCGAGCUGAAGGGCAAGGCAGAAGGGGCCAGGUUCAAGGGCCACAUGCCCACGGUGCAGAUGCCCAGCCUCAAGAUGCCUAAGGUGGACAUCAAGGGCCCCCAGGUGGACAUCACGGGACCCAAACUGGACCUGAAGGGUGCCAAAGGCGAGUUGGCAACCCCCGACGUGGGAGUUUUGCUACCCAGCGUGGAGGAGGACAUCCAGGCGCCAGGCGCCAGGCUAGAGAGCGACAUGGCCCUAGAAGACAAGGAGUUGGCCGCCAGGGAAAGCAAGUUCAAAAUGCCCAAGUUCAAGAUGCCCUCCUUCGGCAUGGCGGUGCCCAGCAAGUCCAUCGAUGCCUCGGUGGAGGUGUCCGGGCCACAGGUGCAGGCUGACGUGUGCCUGCCCUCCAUCCAGACCGACGUCAAGACCUGUGACCUGAGCAUAGACCUGCCAUCUGCCGACUUGGACGUGAAGACCGGCGAGCUGGGCGUAAAGCUCCCGGAGGGCCAUGCGCCCGAUGCAGAGCUCCAGGAACGCGACGCCAGAACUGGACUCAAAGGCCACAUGCCCAAAGUGCAGAUGCCCAGCAUCAAGAUGCCCAAAGGAGACUUCAAGGGCCCCCAGGUGGACAUCACGGGUCCCAAACUGGACCUGAAGGGUGCCAAAAGCGAGGUGACUGCCCCCGACAUGGGGGUGUUGCUGCCCAGCGUGGAGGUAGACAUCCAGGCACCAGGCGCCAGGCUAGAGGGUGACGUGGCCCUGGGAGAAAAGGAGGUGACCGCCAGAGACAGCAAGUUCAAAAUGCCCAAAGUAGACUUCAAGGGCCCCCAAGUGGACAUCACGGGGCCCAAACUGGACCUGAAGGGUGCCAAAGGUGAGGUGGCAGCCCCCGACGUGGUGGUGUCGCUGCCCAGCGUGGAGGUGGACAUCCAGGCGCCGGGCACCAAGCUGGAGGUCGACAUGGCCCUGGGAGACAAGGAGGUGACCGCCAGAGACAGCAAGUUCAAAAUGCCCAAGUUCAAGAUGCCCAAAGGAGACUUCAAGGGUCCCCAAGUGGACAUCACAGGGCCCAAACUGGACGUGAAGGGUGCCAAAGGUGAGGUGGCAGCCCCCAACGUGGUGGUGUCGCUGCCCAGCGUGGAGGUGGACAUCCAGGCGCCGGGCACCAAGCUGGAGGUCGACAUGGCCCUGGGAGACAAGGAGGUGACCGCCAGAGACAGCAAGUUCAAAAUGCCCAAGUUCAAGAUGCCCAAAGGAGACUUCAAGGGUCCCCAAGUGGACAUCACAGGGCCCAAACUGGACGUGAAGGGUGCCAAAGGCGAGGUGGCAGCCCCUGACAUGGGGUUGUCACUGCCCAGCGUGGAGGUGGACAUCCAGGCACCAGGUGCCAAGCUGGAGGGCGACAUGGCCCUGGAAGACAAGGAGAUGGCCGCCAGGGACAGCAAGUUCAAAAUGCCCAAGUUCAGGAUGCCCUCCUUCGGCGGAUCGGCACCAAGCAAGGAUUUGGGAACAUCCGUGGACGUGCCUGUGCCCAAGAUCACAGGGGAGGCGACCCUGCCCUGCCUGAGUGGCGAGAUGCAAGCCCCAGAGGUCAGCGUGCAACUGCCAUCAGCUGAAAUCGAGCUCCCCGGGGCUGAGGGCGAGGUGAGGCUGGGCGAGCUGAAGGGCAAGGCAGAAGGGGCCAGGUUCAAGGGCCACAUGCCCACGGUGCAGAUGCCCAGCCUCAAGAUGCCUAAGGUGGACAUCAAGGGCCCCCAGGUGGACAUCACGGGACCCAAACUGGACCUGAAGGGUGCCAAAGGCGAGUUGGCAACCCCCGACGUGGGAGUUUUGCUACCCAGCGUGGAGGAGGACAUCCAGGCGCCAGGCGCCAGGCUAGAGAGCGACAUGGCCCUAGAAGACAAGGAGUUGGCCGCCAGGGAAAGCAAGUUCAAAAUGCCCAAGUUCAAGAUGCCCUCCUUCGGCAUGGCGGUGCCCAGCAAGUCCAUCGAUGCCUCGGUGGAGGUGUCCGGGCCACAGGUGCAGGCUGACGUGUGCCUGCCCUCCAUCCAGACCGACGUCAAGACCUGUGACCUGAGCAUAGACCUGCCAUCUGCCGACUUGGACGUGAAGACCGGCGAGCUGGGCGUAAAGCUCCCGGAGGGCCAUGCGCCCGAUGCAGAGCUCCAGGAACGCGACGCCAGAACUGGACUCAAAGGCCACAUGCCCAAAGUGCAGAUGCCCAGCAUCAAGAUGCCCAAAGGAGACUUCAAGGGCCCCCAGGUGGACAUCACGGGUCCCAAACUGGACCUGAAGGGUGCCAAAUGCGAGGUGACUGCCCCCGACAUGGGGGUGUUGCUGCCCAGCGUGGAGGUAGACAUCCAGGCACCAGGCGCCAGGCUAGAGGGUGACGUGGCCCUGGGAGAAAAGGAGGUGACCGCCAGAGACAGCAAGUUCAAAAUGCCCAAAGUAGACUUCAAGGGCCCCCAAGUGGACAUCACGGGGCCCAAACUGGACCUGAAGGGUGCCAAAGGUGAGGUGGCAGCCCCCGACGUGGUGGUGUCGCUGCCCAGCGUGGAGGUGGACAUCCAGGCGCCGGGCACCAAGCUGGAGGUCGACAUGGCCCUGGGAGACAAGGAGGUGACCGCCAGAGACAGCAAGUUCAAAAUGCCCAAGUUCAAGAUGCCCAAAGGAGACUUCAAGGGCCCCCAAGUGGACAUCACAGGGCCCAAACUGGACGUGAAGGGUGCCAAAGGUGAGGUGGCAGCCCCCAACGUGGUGGUGUCGCUGCCCAGCGUGGAGGUGGACAUCCAGGCGCCGGGCACCAAGCUGGAGGUCGACAUGGCCCUGGAAGACAAGGAGAUGACCGCCAGAGACAGCAAGUUCAAAAUGCCCAAGUUCAAGAUGCCCUCCUUCGGCGGUUCGGCACCAAGCAAGGAUUUGGGAACAUCCGUGGACGUGCCUGUGCCCAAGAUCACAGGGGAGGCGACCCUGCCCUGCCUGAGUGGCGAGAUGCAAGCCCCAGAGGUCAGCGUGCAACUGCCAUCAGCUGAAAUCGAGCUCCCCGGGGCUGAGGGCGAGGUGAGGCUGGGCGAGCUGAAGGGGAAGGCAGAAGCGGCCAGGUUCAAGAGCCACAUGCCCAAAGUGCAGAUGCCCAGCAUGGAGAUGCCCAAAGGACACUUCAAGGGCCCCCAGAUGGACAUCACGGGGCCCAAACUGGAUCUGAAGGGUGCCAAAGGCGAAGUGGCAGCCCUCGACGUGGGGGUGUCGCUGCCCAGCGUGGAGGUGGACAUCCAGGCACCAGGUGCAAGGCUGGAGGGCGACAUGGCCCUGGGAGACAAGGAGAUGGCCGCCAGAGACAGCAAGUUCAAAAUGCCCAAGUUCAAGAUGCCUUCCUUCGGCAUAUCGGCACCAAGCAAGGAUUUGGGAACAUCCGUGGACGUGCCCGUGCCGAAGACCAAAGGGGAGGCGACCCUGCCCUGCCUGAGUGGCGAGAUGCAAGCCCCAGAGGUCAGCGUGCAACUGCCAUCAGCUGAAAUCGAGCUCCCCGGGGCUGAGGGCGAGGUGAGGCUGGGCGAGCUGAAGGGCAAGGCAGAAGGGGCCAGGUUCAAGGGCCACAUGCCCACGGUGCCGAUGCCCAGCCUCAAGAUGCCCAAGGUGGACAUCAAGGGCCCCCAGGUGGACAUCACGGGACCCAAACUGGGCCUGAAGGGUGUCAAAGGCGAGUUGGCAACCCCCGACGUGGGAGUUUUGCUGCCCAGCGUGGAGGUGGACAUCCAGGCGCCAGGCGCCAGGCUGGAGGGCGACAUGGCCCUGGAAGACAAGGAGAUGGACACCAGGGAAAGCAAGUUCAAAAUGCCCAAGUUCAAGAUGCCGUCCUUCAGCAUGGCGAUGCCCAGCAAGUCCAUCGAUGCCUCGGUGGAGGUGUCCGGGCCACAGGUGCAGGCUGACGUGCGCCUGCCCUCCAUCCAGACCAACGUCAAGACCUGUGACCUGAGCAUAGACCUGCCAUCUGCCGACGUGGACGUCAAGACCGGCAAGAUGGGCGUAAAGCUCCCAGAAGUCCAUGUGCCUGAGGCAGAGCUCCAGGAAUGCGACACCAGAACUGGACUCAAAGGGCACCUGCCCACAGUGCACAUGCCCAGCAUGGAGAUGCCCAAAGGAGACUUCAAGGGCCCCCAGGUGGACAUCACGGGUCCCAAACUGGACCUGAAGGGUGCCAAAGGCGAGGUGACUGCCCCCAGCAUGACAGUGACGCUGCCCAGCGUAGGGCUGGACAUCCAGGUGCCGGGCACCAACCUGGAGGGUGACAUUGUCCUGGGAGACAAGGUGGUGACGGCCAGAGAAAGCAAGUUCAAAAUGCGCAAGUUCAAGAUGCCCAAAGUAGACUUCAAGGGCCCCCAAGUGGACCUCACGGGGCCCGAACUGGAUCUGAAGGGUGACAAAGGCGAGGUGACAGCCCCCGACGUGGGUGUCUCACUGCCCAGCGUGGAGGUAGACAUCCAGGCACCGGGCGCCAAGCUUGAGGGCGACAUGGCCCUGGGAGACAAGGAGAUGGCCUCCAGGGACAGCAAGUUCAAAAUGCCCAAGUUUAAGAUGCCCAAAGUAGACUUCAAGGGCCCCCAAGUGGACAUCAUGGGGCCCAAACUGGACAUGAAGGGUGCCAAAGGCGAGGUGACAGCCCCCGACGUGGGGGUCUCACUGCCCAGCGUGGAGGUGGACAUCCAGGCACCAGGCACCAAGCUGGAGGGCGACAUGGCCCUGGGAGACAAGGAGAUGGCCGCCAGAGACAGCAAGUUCAAAAUGCCCAAGUUCAAGAUGCCCUCCUUCGGCGGAUCGGCACCAAGCAAAGAUUUGGGAACAUCCGUGGACGUGCCCGUGCCCAAGAUCACAGGGGAUGCGACCCUGCCCUGCUUGAGUGGCGAGAUGCAAGCCACAGAGGGCAGCGUGCAACUGCCAUCAGCUGAAAUCCAGCUCCCCAGGGCUGAGGUGGAGGUGGCCCUCCCCGAGGGCGAGGUGAGGCUGGGCGAGCUGAAGGGCAAGGCAGAAGGGGCCAGGUUCAAGGGCCACAUGCCCACGGUGCAGAUGCCCAGCCUCAAGAUGUCCAAGGUGGACAUCAAGGGUCCCCAGGUGGACAUCACGGGACCCAAACUGGAUCUGAAGGGUGCCAAAGGUGAGGUGGCAGCCCCCGACGUGGGUGUGUCGCUGCCCAGCGUGGAGGUGGACAUCCAGGCGCCAGGCGCCAGGCUAGAGGGUGACAUGGUCCUGAAAGACAAGGAGAUGCCCGCCAGGGACAGCAAGUUCAAAAUGCCCAAGUUCAAGAUGCCCUCCUUCGGCAUGGCGGUGCCCAGCAAGACCAUCGAUGCCUCGGUGGAUGUGUCCGGACCACAGGUGCAGGCUGAUGUGCGCCUGCCCUCCAUCCAGACCGACGUCAAGACCUGUGACCUGAGCAUAGACCUGCCAUCUGCCGACAUGGACGUCAAGACCGGCGAGAUGGGCGUAAAGCUCCCGGAAGUCCAUGUGCCUGAGGGAGAGCUCCAGGAACGCGACACCAGAACUGGACUCAAAGGGCACCUGCCCACUGUGUACAUGCGCAGCAUGGAGAUGCCCAAAGUAGACUUCAAGGGCCCCCAGGUGGACAUCACGGGGCCCAAACUGGACCUGAAGGGUGCCAAAGGAGAGGUGACUGCCCCCGGCAUGACAGUGACGCUUCCCAGCGUAGGGCUGGACAUCCAGGUGCCGGGCACUAACCUGGAGGGUGCCAGGCUGGAGGGUGACAUGGCCCUGGAAGACAAGGAGAUGCCCGCCAGAGAUAGCAAGUUCAAAAUGCCCAAGUUUAAGAUGCCCUCCUUCGGCGGAUCGGCACCAAGCAAGGAUUUGGAAACAUCCGUGGACGUGCCCGUGCCCAGGAUCACAGGGGAGGCAACCCUGCCCUGCCUGAGUGGCGAGAUGCAAGCCCCAGAGGGCAGCGUGCAACUGCCAUCAGCUGAAAUCGAGCUCCCCGGGACUGAGGUGGAGGUGGCCCUCCCCGAGGGCGAGGUGAUGCUGGGCGAGCUGAAGGGCAAGGCAGAAGGGGCCAGGUUCAAGGGCCACAUGCCCACAGUGCAGAUGCCCAGCCUCAAGAUGCCCAAGGUGGACAUCAAGGGCCCUCAGGUGGACAUCACGGGACCCAAAGUGGACCUGAAAGGUGCCAAAGGCGAGGUGGCAGCCCCCGACAUGGGGGUGUCGCUGCCCAGCAUGGAGGUGGACAUCCAGGCGCCGGGUGCCAAGCUGGAGGGUGAGAUGGCCCUAGGAGACAAGGAGGUGUCCGCCAGAGAUAGCAAGUUAAAAAUGCCCAAGUUCAAGAUGCCCAAAGUAGACUUCAAGGGCCCCCAGGUGGACAUCACGGGGCCUAAGCUGGACCUGAAGGGCGCCAAAGGCGAGGUGGCAACCCCCGACGUGGGGGUCUCACUGCCCAGCGUGGAGGUGGACAUCCAGGCACCAGGUGCCAGGCUGGAGGGUGACAUGGCCCUGGAAGACAAGGAGAUGCCCGCCAGGGACAGCAAGUUCAAAAUGCCCAAGUUCAAGAUGCCCUCCUUCGGCAUGGUGGUGCCCAGCAAGUCCUCCGAUGCCUCGGUGGAGGUGUCCGGGCCACAGGUGCAGGCGGACGUGCGCCUGCCCUCCAUCCAGACCGAGGUGAAGACCUGUGAUCUGAGCAUAGACUUGCCAUCUGACGACUUGAAUGUUAAGACCGGCGAGCUGGGCGUAAAGCUUCCGGAAGUCCAAGUGCCCGAGGCAGAGCUCCAGGAACGCGACGCCAGAACCGGACUCAAAGGGCACCUGCCCACGUUGAAAAUGCCCAAGUUCAAGAUGCCCAAAGUAGACUUUAAGGGCCCCCAAGUGGACAUCACGGGGCCCAAACUGGACCUGAAGGGUGCCAAAGGUGAGGUGGCAGCCCCCGACGUGGGGGUGUCGCUGCCCAGCGUGGAGGUGGACAUCCAGGCGCCGGGCACCAAGCUGGAGGUCGACAUGGCCCUCGGAGACAAGGAGGUGUCCGCCAGGGACAGCAAGUUCAAAAUGCCCAAGUUCAGGAUGCCCUCCUUCGGCGGAUCGGCACCAAGCAAGGAUUUGGGAACAUCCGUGGACGUGCCUGUGCCCAAGAUCACAGGGGAGGCGACCCUGCCCUGCCUGAGUGGCGAGAUGCAAGCCCCAGAGGUCAGCGUGCAACUGCCAUCAGCUGAAAUCGAGCUCCCCGGGGCUGAGGGCGAGGUGAGGCUGGGCGAGCUGAAGGGCAAGGCAGAAGGGGCCAGGUUCAAGGGCCACAUGCCCACGGUGCCGAUGCCCAGCUUCAAGAUGCCCAAGGUGGACAUCAAGGGCCCCCAGGUGGACAUCACGGGGCCCAAACUGGACCUGAAGGGCGCCAAAGGCGAGGUGGCAGCCCCCGACGUGGGUGUGUCGCUGCCCAGCGUGGAGGUGGACAUCCAGGCACCAGGCGCCAGGCUGGAGGGCGACAUGGCCCUGGGAGACAAGGAGAUGCCCCCCAGGGGCAGCAAGUUCAAAAUGCCCAAGUUCAAGAUGCCCUCCUUCGGCAUGUUGGCGCCCAACAAGUCCUCCGACGCCUCGGUGGAGGUGUCCGGGCCACAGGUGCCGGAGGACGUGCACCUGCCCUCCAUCCAGACUGACGUCAAGACCUGUGACCUGAGCAUAGACCUGCCAUUUGCCGACAUGGACGUCAAGACCGGUGAGCUGGGCCUGAAGCUCCCGGAGGGCCUUGCGCCCGAGGCAGAGCUCCAGGAGCGCGAUGCCAGAACCGGACUCAAAGGGCACCUGCCCAUGGUGCACAUGGCCAGCAUGGAGAUGCCCAAAGUAGACUUCAAGGGCCCCCAGGUUGAUAUCACGGGGCCCAAACUGGACCUGAAGGGUGCCAAAGGCGAGGUGACAACUCCCAACGUGGGGGUCUCACUGCCCAGCGUUGAGGUGGACAUCCAGGCGCCAGGUGUCAGGCUGGAGGGCGACAUGGCCCUGGGAGACAAGGAAUUAUCUUCUAGAAGUAUCGCAUGGAAGAUGCCUAAAGGCAGUGUGUCAUUUCCUUAUUCUUCCAAUCAGGCUUCUGUGGUUUCUUCACAAGUUCAAGGUAGUGACCAGACUCUGGAAGGGACUUAUUCUCUCGAGCUCAUGGAUCCCAGUGUCAGUGUAGGUGACAUCUCUGUUUCUACAGUGGACCUUGAUGAGGGCCUAUCAAUUGAAAGAGGUGGAGAAAAAAGCAAAGUCAAGAAAUUCCGUUUUAAAAUGCCCAAGGUCUUUUCCCCUCCAGGGAAAUCCCCUAAGAGCUUGGGAGGCUUUCAUGCAGAUUCGGGGGUUUCUCUUCCUGGGAGUCGCUUGGCCACCCCCUUGGAGUUAGGUGGUGGCGGGUCUCUUGGCGAGUGUGAGACUUUCAGGGAGCCAUCCAUGCAGGUGCCGGGACUUGGGUGGUCCAGUGCUCCUUUAGGCAGUGUUGAUCUCAGCGGCCCCCACGCUGAAUCCUCCACUCUCCCUUCCUGUGAGGGUGUCACACCUUCAAAGUACCAGGUGACUCUCCCCGGAGCCACCGUCUCUCCAGUGCUGCCUCCGGGUACCCUCUCUGAGUCCCAGGGAGAUGCUCACCUUUCCAACAAAGAGUGUACUGCAGACCUCUCAUCCUGGGAGAGGCUUCCAUUGUCUCAAAGUGACAGCCACCCUGGCGCAGUGGACCCCUCGGUUUAUACAUCUUAUGGUCAGGUGACUUUUCCUAAAUUUCACCGACCAAAGUUUGUGUUUUCAGCUCCAGAAGCAGGAGAUGUGGAGGGUGCACUCCGGGCCGUAGGGGGUGCCCUGUCUCCUCCCAGCCCAGUGUGGGGAGUCAGCUCCUCAGCCGAGGAAGUCAUGGUAUUCCCAAGGCCUGGUACUCAGCUGCCAUCUGCAGGUGUGUCCAUGUCUGAGGUGACGGAGGACCCCGUGGGCACUGCCCGGACAGCAGGAAUGACUCCAGGUGGGGACCCAGCUGAAGACGCUGACUGUGACGGGAAAGGCAGUCCCUUGAAAAUGCCACAGCUCAGACUCCCAUCCUUCAGGCGGUCCCCGAAGAAGGAGAUGGAUCCCAAAGAGUAUCCGGCACAUACCCUGGUUGUUGACGUGCGUCCAAAGGGCACCUUGCCUGGGCUUCCUGUUUCCCAGAUGGAAGCAUACUUGGACAGAGAGAGGGGAAGGGUCAAGACACCUGGCUUUGCUCUGCCCAAACUGGCAGGUCCCAAAAGGAGGGCUUCCAUGGGAGGGACUGGCCUGCCACAGGGAGACCUGGAUCCCUCCCUGUCCAGUUCCCCAGCCGAGGGUGCCUCUCAGGCCACAGUGAGGGCCAGCGGUGAGGGUGGUGUUAGGGGCACUGGUGCAAUGGUGGGCCCCCCAGAAGGAGCAGGCGUGGACCUCCACCUGCCACGGGUCCACCUUCCCAGUGUGAGCUUUGUCCAUCCCGACUUCCGACCCACUGAGCUCCAGGAGGAGGUGAGCCAGUCUGCAGGUGAAGUUCUUCCCAAACACAGCCUGUCUCUGGGAGAUGGCAGCAAAGGGCAUGGGCUCGGGGAUGGCUCAGCAAGCCAGCCUCGGGGGCAGGUGAUGGACCCCUCGACAGAAGACCCUCUCCAGGCAUCCAGUAGAACAACAGACACUGCAGCCCCCACAGUAGGAAGUGCAGAGGGAGACGCUGCCGUGGGAGACGCUGCCGUGGGAGACGCGCGGGUAGGCUCUCAGGAGAGCUGGUUUCGAAUGCCCUCGCUCCGCCUGCCCGGCUUCUGGCGCUCCUCCAGGGACAGAGGUGUGACUCAGGUGCCAGCUCCUGCUAUCAGCACACCAAAGCAAGGAGAAGCACAAGCUACAGUCAAGAGUCAGGGGGUCCAUGUGCCUGGGUCAGAGGUGGAGGCCGCUGUGUCCCCACAGCCCCCAGAGGCAGAAGCAGACAUGGCACAUGUCCUAAGGCGAACUCUGGACAGCAAAAGCUUGAAUGUGCACCUCUCUCCUGCCGGGAUGUCCGCUGGUGAUCUUCCCACUUCCGAGGUCCAGCUCCAUCCAGGACAAGACUCCCUGUCCCUUCAGAUGCCCAGCGGGAGACUUUCAGAAACCAAAGCUCCUCCAGGGGAAGUAAGCAAGACUCCUGCCAGGGGGUCAGAGAGAGCAGAGCACCGGUCGUCCCCCACCGAAGGCCCUCUGAGGCUGAAGGCUUCCAGGACUGACGUGCCGUCCCAGAUUUCCAUUGUUGACAUGGGUCAGUUCUGGGAGGAUUCUGUGCUGACUGUCAAAUUCCCCACGUUGAAGGUGCCCAGGUUUACCUUCCCGGCCCCUGACUCCACAGCCGAUGUCUUCAUCCCCGCCGUGAGAGAAGUGUGGUGCCCGGACAGCAGCCUGGACCUGGCCCUGCAUGAGGAAAGCCCCGGAGUCUGGGAUGCGAGCAUCCUGAAGGCAGGCGCUGGGGUCCCCAGGGAGCCGCCUGUGGUUCUUGACCCCUCCUUGGAAGCUUCCCCCAUUUCUAAGGUCAGAGUGCACAUCCAAGGUACUUGGGUUGAGAGCCAAGAGGUCACCAUACAGAGUAGGGUGACAGCAGAGUUUGCUGACCUCUCAGAACCCCAGGCGUUUUCUACUCAGAUCGUGCGGGAAUCAGAGAUUCCGGCCUCUGAGAUCCAGAUGCCUUCCUACGGGUUUUCCUUGCUCAAGGGGAAGGUCCCAGAGCGCCCCUCACAGGCUCAGGUGCCGAUGGUCACUGAGGACUCUGGGCCGCCGGAAGCCUUGCAAGAGGCUCCCCAAGAAGUCACCCCAGGAGCCAAUCCCGCUUCCGGAGACCACCAGCCCGACAGUGUAGAACCGUUUGAAAUGAUCUCUUCCAGCGUCAACAUGCUGGGACCGCAAACAUUUACGUUUGAAGUUCGUUCUGGCCACCAGUUUGCAGACAGCUAUUCCGACGAGGAGCCUGCGGAAAUUCUCGAAUUCCCACCUGAAGACGUCCAAGAGGCAGCUGCACCCCUGGAGGAUGAAGGAAGGGAGGCCAAAGAGAAACCAGAAAGCAAAAGGUCUGGUCUGUUCCGGUUUUGGCUUCCAAACAUUGGGUUUUCUUCCUCUGCCCAGGAGACAAGCGCUGGUACCACAGAAGAUGUGCCAAGACCUGCUCCUGUGCAAGCACAGCCUGAGGUUCACUCUGGGGUGGAGCUGCCAAAGAAGCAGGAGAAGGCAGGCUGGUUCCGAUUCCCCAAGUUAGGCUUCUCCUCCUCUCCUACCAAGAAAAGCCAAAGCACUGAGGACAAGGUGGGUCUGGCGGAGCCACAGCUCCAGGAAGAAGCAGUCACCUUUUUUGAUGCCCAAGAAAGCUUCUUCCCUGAGGAGAAGGAGGACAGGAAGCCAGCAGAGGCUGUGGCCACCGGGCCGGGCCCCAGAGCCAUGGUGACAUCUGCAGCCAAGAGGGAAUUGGUCGUGCUGGAGCAGGGGCAGAAAAGCCAGUGAUGUGCCUGUACCCAGGCCCACAACCAAGUGAGGGAUGCAGGUGUGAUUUGUCAGGGGAGGAUAGAAGGAUGUCGGGAGGCCGAAUGUGUGACCCCUCAACUCACAGAACGGAGAACCGAGCAGAAACCCUGCCGCCAUGGCAGAUGCUCCUAUCGUGGGACCAAAAUCCUGCCCAGCUCCCCAAACUUUGGAAGCAAAGGAGUGUCCCGUCUUCCCACAGGACACCAAGAACCCAUGGGGUCUUGUCUCCCUGAAGACGCUGCUGGACAAGGCCUUAUGAACCCCAUUUCUGGGGAGCCACCCAUGACGCCCCAGAGAACACGGCUGUUUCUGUGAGGAAGGAGUAAUAAUGGCCAUGCGUGUGGACGCAGGAUUUGGUGUCACCCUGUCCUGCCCCUGUUGCUGCUUCCUGCCCAGUGUAGGCUCUGCUUCCUGCUUCAGGCAGAGGCUGGCAUACCCUCUGGAAACCCUUGCCUGCACGCUCAGACAAAGCCCACUCCUCUGCUGACUGUCCCAUGGGCCAGCUUUGGGGGGCUUCGUGUGCCAUGCACAGAUGCUGUAAGUGCGGCGCUGUGCUCAGCCGAGGCUAUGAGGACGUCCGUGAGCUGCCAGGAGGUUCCUGCUGGACAUGUGGCCCCUGCAUGGCCAUCAACCCCCUCACGUACGCGCUGCACAGACUCCCCACUCUGCUGUUCCCUGGAUGGGCAAUAAAGGAAGUGACACACCCA